AUGGAAGAAGAAAACAAGAUAAAUAAUAUGGCGAGCAACAGAAAAAUAAGCCAAAAGGUUGACGCCUUUGAUAACAACAUAACGCACCGAGGCAACGUGCCGACCUCCUUGGUCAAGAAGGGAAAGAAACACCCUGUGGGGCCCAUACUUCUCGUAAUUUUCAUUUUUGUCGUUAUUGGAUCGGUUAUUAUCCAAAUGUUGAGCAUGAUACAAAAGUCGAAAGUGUUUGACUGA
Messenger RNA from Plasmodium cynomolgi strain B, 234 nucleotides. RefSeq names its product ribosome associated membrane protein RAMP4. NCBI's taxonomy places the organism in Eukaryota, Apicomplexa, Aconoidasida, Haemosporida, Plasmodiidae. Bases 1 to 234 code for a protein of 77 amino acids. The transcript has 3 exons. Gene Ontology annotation, biological process: endoplasmic reticulum unfolded protein response. Gene Ontology annotation, cellular component: endoplasmic reticulum. The record is from RefSeq and is a predicted model, not a curated record.